Botrytis cinerea B05.10 is the source of this 1992-nucleotide messenger RNA. RefSeq lists its product as hypothetical. The transcript is spliced from 2 exons. Lineage: Eukaryota; Fungi; Ascomycota; Leotiomycetes; Helotiales; Sclerotiniaceae. The coding region runs from base 962 to 1627 and encodes 221 amino acids. The record is from RefSeq and is a predicted model, not a curated record.
GACUUCUUCCUUUUCUUCAACGUUCGCUGGGUGACAGACAUGCCGGCGCCGAGGAGCAAGUAUACGAGGACGCCAGUACGAAGCAUGCCGGUAUGCCAGUACACCGGGCGCUUUCGCUUCACAUUCGCACACACGUACACGCUAUCAUCUGAAGCUCUAUGCACCCCCGAGCAUACGUGCAGGAAGGGAGUGAAGAACACGAUAUGCUGUGGACGGAGUAAGAUGUAAGAUAGAGGCUCGAGGGCUUGAGGGCUCGAGCCUUGGCUUGUGGAGAUGCAUGGUAUCGUACAUACCAAGAAAGCCAGAGAGAAGCCCUUGUCAGCAAUGCAAGUCUGCAAGCCAAAGAGUGGAAAAAGGUACAGAUGCCAGCAUGAAAGAGAUCCACAUCUGUUUCUAUUGUAUCACCCUACAAGGUUCAUGAUGGUUUUUCUCUUCUCUCGUUUGAUAAAUACAUUGCUAGGUCCCAUGUACUACUACCCACUAGCUAAUCCUCCGCAUUGAACUAGUAUGGUACCUCUGCUCAGGGUCCAGCUUAAUUCACUAGGGCAUGUUUAUUGCUCCCAUACAGAUUUAUCUGAUUCUCAAUCGGGUCAAUCCACCUCGAUUCCUAUAAGACACCUUUUUUUCUCCCUCACAUCUGGCAAUUGAUCAACAGCUUCCAUUCGAUCUUUAUAUCCAAGAAUAUUCAUUUCACACCUCUAUACAGCCUUCAUACUCGUCUUCCAAUUGAGAACCUUUAAUUGGUGCUCCCGAUACAUCCACGACAGCUUCAAACUUGAAAAUUACAUAUAAGAUAGAACCUUUCCCGUGUUCAACUUGAUCUCCAUUCCCUCUUCAUCAACUCCCUCAAUAACCUCAAUCUAUACUUCAAGUUUGACAAGAGUGGUAUCGACUACUUCCUUCAUAUCAAAUCAAUACCCAGCCUUCAAUCUAUAACACAAAAUUUCACGCCAACGACAUCAUGCACUCUAUCAGCAGUCUCGUUCUUCUCUUGGCCUCGGCCGUUGCAGCUGUUCCAAUCAACACUGUUUCAGCCCUUGCUUCAAGUGAAUAUACUUGUGCAACGCCAUUACUACCUGCUACUGGAGGUGCUUCUGCUCUUCCAACACCCAGUGGCAGCCUAGCCUAUGUUGCUCUCGGUCGUGGUAUCCAAAAUUAUACCUGCUCCGCCGUUGGUGCUACUCCAGUGGCCCUUGGUGCUGUCGCUAGCCUUUACGAUGCAACCGAAUACGCCAAGUGUGCCAGUACCGCAUUCAAUAAUAUCCCAGCUAUUGCUGUCUAUACGAAUCUUCCAUCUACUAGUAGCGCUAGCUUCAUGGGUCUUAAGCCUCUGGGCAAGCACUUCUUCGAUGCUAGUGGAACUCCAACAUUUGACCUCUCAUCUGUCAAGAAGAUUUUGUACGCUGCCAAGACUGGUGGUGUUGCUGCUCCCAUCAAUUCCAACCCAGGACCUGCUGAUACCGGCGCCGUUGAUUGGUUAUCUUUGAGUGCCAAAUCUACCUACGUAUCCGUUGGUCUUGCAUCAGUCUAUCGCGUUGAAACUGCCGGCGGUAAUUCCAUCAAUCCUUGUACAACAGCAGGUGUUCAGAGUGUUCAGUACGCCGCUCAAUACUGGUUUUACAGUUGACUCCCUGACCAGACUGCCGACCCUUCAGACGAUGAUGACGUAUGUGAUAACUCUGAUGAGUAAUGGGUCGAAUUCUCAGGGAAAAAUAUCAUUUUCUUUAUGGUUCUCAAUGAUGCACGGCUGGGUGGAUGGACGGAAGGAUGGAAAAAGGCAAACGUUACAGAACAAAUGCAUAUAUAGAAUAUGCUUCUGAAGUGAUAAGCUUUUAACAGCUAAAGGGCACACAAAAUGCAAUACCUUAGUAGGGCAUGCAUUAAUAUGUACAUACAUUCUUUUUCUCCACAUAGUACCAGAGUACUUUUUGCUUGCAGAACUCUCGUUUCAUAAUUCAAACAAGCUUAUAAUACAUUUGAUGAUCUUUGUGA